Messenger RNA from Phytophthora sojae, 198 nucleotides. RefSeq lists its product as hypothetical. NCBI's taxonomy places the organism in Eukaryota, Oomycota, Peronosporomycetes, Peronosporales, Peronosporaceae. The transcript has a single exon. The annotation marks the transcript as partial. Gene Ontology annotation, molecular function: protein dimerization activity. The record is from RefSeq and is a predicted model, not a curated record.
GAUGCUCUACAGUGGUGGUCAACGCGGCGAGGGAAGUACCCGAUCGUGGAGGCUUUAGCUCGGAAAUGGUUAGGAUGUAUUGCAACUUCUGUGCCAUCGGAGCGUGCGUUUUCCAAGCGUGGAAAUGUAGUUACCUCGAAGCGAUGCUCGUUGGACCCUGAGACCAUUCGCGACACGUUGUUCGUCAGUGAAAAUUAU